Euleptes europaea (tarantolino) is the source of this 5016-nucleotide messenger RNA. RefSeq names its product IQ motif containing GTPase activating protein 1 (gene IQGAP1). Gene Ontology annotation, cellular component: cytoplasm; nucleus. Gene Ontology annotation, biological process: regulation of GTPase activity; regulation of actin cytoskeleton organization. Lineage: Eukaryota; Metazoa; Chordata; Lepidosauria; Squamata; Sphaerodactylidae. Gene Ontology annotation, molecular function: calmodulin binding; actin filament binding; GTPase activator activity. The coding region runs from base 4 to 4974 and encodes 1656 amino acids. The record is from RefSeq and is a predicted model, not a curated record. The transcript is spliced from 38 exons.
GCCAUGGAGGAGAUGGACGGCGCGGGCCCGGCCCGGCCCCACUACGGCUCUGUCCUGGAUAAUGAGAGGAUGACGGCCGAAGAAAUGGAUGAGCGGAGGCAUCAGAAUGUGGCCUAUGAAUAUCUGUGCCACCUGGAGGAAGCCAAGAGGUGGAUGGAGGCAUGCCUUAACGAAGAACUUCCUCCCACAACCGAGUUGGAGGAGGGACUGAGGAAUGGAGUCUACCUGGCCAAACUGGGGAACUUUUUCUCCCCCAAAGUGGUGUCUCUCAAGAAGAUCUAUGACCGGGAACAGACCCGAUAUAAAGCCACAGGUCUCCAUUUCCGGCAUACAGAUAAUGUGAUUCAGUGGCUGAACGCAAUGGCUGAAAUUGGCCUUCCCAAGAUCUUUUACCCAGAAACGACAGACAUCUAUGACAGGAAGAACAUGCCACGCUGCAUCUACUGCAUCCAUGCACUCAGUCUGUACCUGUUCAAGUUGGGACUGGCUCCACAGAUUCAAGACCUCUAUGGCAAAGUGGACUUCACAGAGGAGGAGAUCAGUAACAUGAGGAGUGAGUUGGAGAAGUAUGGAAUUCAGAUGCCUGCCUUUGGAAAAAUUGGUGGGAUUCUGGCCAACGAGCUCUCUGUGGAUGAAGCAGCAUUGCAUGCAGCGGUGAUUGCCAUUAACGAUGCCGUAGACCGUCAGAUCCCUCCUGAAACCUUUGCAGCGAUGAAGAACCCCAAUGCCAUGUUGGUGAAUCUGGAAGCGCCCCUGGCCCCAGUGUAUCAGGACACACUGUACCAGGCAAAGCGAGCCAAGACAGAGAGUGCUCGGAACCGGAUUGCCCCUGAAGAUGUGGAAAGAGAACGGGAUGUGUACGAAGAGCUGCUGACUCAAGCAGAGAUCCAGGGCAACGUCAACAAAGUCAACACAUCCUCAGCCUUAUCCAAGAUUGAUCUGGCUCUGGAGCAAGAAGAUGCAGCAACUUUGUAUGAAGCGCUCUCUGCAGCAGCCCUUGGGCUCCGGGGACUGCGGCCUGAAAACCGCGACUGGUAUUUGAAGCAGCUCCUGAGUGACAAGCAACAGAAGCAAGAGGUCGGUGUGGGUGGUCCCCUGCAGAAGGAGGACUUGCAAGCUGGGGUGGACGUUGCAAACAGUGUGGCCCAGCAGUACCAGCACAGGUUGGCAGCUGUUGGGCGAAUCAAUGUGGCCAUCCAGAAUGGCAUUGCGGAGAAGACGGCGGUGGAGCUGAUGAAUCCAGAGGCCCAGCUGCCCCCGGUCUACCCUUUUGCUGCUGGGCUGUACCAGAAAGAGCUGGCCACCCUGCAGCAGCAGAGCCCCACGGGUAACCUGACACACCCAGAGCUGUCCGUUGCCGUGGAGAUGCUCUCUUCUGUGGCCCUCCUCAACCGAGCCCUGGAUUCAGGGGACGUGAGCCUGGUGUGGAAGCAGCUGAGCAGCCCUGUGACUGGCCUGACAAACGUGGAGGAUGAAAAUUCACAGAGAUAUCUUGAUGACCUCCUGAAGCUGAAAGCUCAGGUGCGAGAGGAAGGGACCCAGUUCAUCACAUGGAAUGACAUCCAGUCAUGUGUUGAUCGUGUGAACAUUGUGGUGCAUGAAGAACAUGAGAGGAUUUUAGCCAUUGGACUUAUCAAUGAGGCUUUGGAUGAGGGAGAUGCUAAAAAAACUCUGCAAGCACUGCAGAUCCCUGCAGCAAAACUGGAGGGGGUAACCCCCACAGUCGCACAACACUACCAAGAUGUGCUGCUUCGCACCAAGCGGGAGAAGGCACAGGAAACACAGGAUGAAACUGCCGUCCUUUGGUUGGAUGAAAUUCAGGGUGGGAUUCAUCAGUCAAACAGGGAUACAGAGGAAGCACAACUGUUUUCCUUAGGAAUUCUGGCGAUUAAUGAAGCAGUGGAUGAGGGUGAUACGGGAAAGACCCUCAGCUCCCUGCGUUCAGCUGAUGUUGGAUUGUACGGAGUGACUCCAGAAUGUGCGGAAACAUACCAGCAGGAACUGGCGGGACUCAGACGGGCAAAAUUGGUGGCAGGGAACAACAACAGUGAGUGUGUGAAGCACUGGGUGAAGGGAGGCUACCAUUAUUACCAUAACCUGCAAACCAAAGAAGGAAGUUGGGAGGAACCCGAGGGAUUUGUGCAGAAUAACACUCAGCUCUCCCGGGAGGACAUCCAGAGCUCUAUCUCAGCAGUCACAGCUGCAUACAACCGGGAACAGCUCUGGCUGGCCAAUGAAAACCUGAUCACCAAGCUGCAGGCCUGCUGCCGUGGCUUCCUCGUUCGCAAGGAACUUGAUGCCAGGAUGCACUUCUUGAAGAAGCAGGCUCCUGCCAUAACGUGUAUCCAGGCUCACUGGCGUGGCUACAAGCAGCGGAAGAUAUACCAGGAUCGCUUGAAGUACCUCCAAGCACACAAGGAUGAAGUAGUGAAGAUCCAAGCAAUGACCAGGAUGCAUCAGGCACGAAAGCAGUACAGAAAUCGACUGCAGUACUUCCAAGACCAUAUCAAUGACAUCGUGAAAAUCCAGGCCUUCAUCCGUGCCAAUAAAGCUCGUGAUGACUACAAAACCUUAAUUAGUGCUGAAGACCCGCCGAUGGCCGUAGUCCGGAAGUUUGUCCACUUGUUGGAUCAAAGUGAUCAAGAUUUCCAAGAGGAGCUCGAUUUGAUGAAGCUGCGAGAGGAGGUUGUGACCUUGAUCAGGUCCAAUCAGCAACUGGAGAAUGAUCUCAACCUCAUGGACAUCAAAAUUGGGUUGCUAGUGAAAAACAAAAUCACGCUGCAGGAUGUUGUGUCUCACAGCAAGAAGCUUACUAAAAAGAACAAGGAGCAGCUCUCGGAUAUGAUGAUGCUGAACAAGCAAAGAGGAGGCUUGAAGGCUCUGAGCAAAGAGAAGAGAGAGCGGCUGGAGGCCUACCAGCAUCUUUUCUACCUGCUGCAGACUAACCCAACUUAUCUGGCUAAGUUGAUUUUCCAAAUGCCCCAGAACAAGUCCACAAAAUUUAUGGACUCAGUGAUCUUCACUCUGUACAACUAUGCAUCCAAUCAAAGAGAAGAAUACCUGCUACUGCGCCUCUUUAAGACUGCUCUGCAGGAGGAAAUCAAAUCAAAAGUGGAUCAGCUACAUGAGAUUGUGACUGGCAACCCCACAGUUAUAAAGAUGGUGGUGAGUUUCAACCGUGGUGCUCGUGGGCAGAACGCCUUGAGACAGAUCUUGGCACCUGUCGUGAAGGAGAUAAUGGAGGACAAAGCACUCAAUAUCAAAACGGAUCCAGUGGACAUAUACAAAUCGUGGGUCAACCAGAUGGAGACACAGACUGGAGAGGCCAGUAAGCUGCCUUAUGAUGUUACACCAGAACAAGCGUUGGCUCAUGAAGAGGUGAAGACGCGUCUGGAUGCCUCCAUCAAGAACAUGCGAACAGUGACAGACAAGUUCCUGCUGGCCAUCAUCAGCUCCUUGGAGAAAAUCCCUUAUGGUAUGCGUUUCAUUGCCAAAGUCUUGAAAGAUUCCUUGCAUGAGAAAUUCCCUGAUGCCAGUGAGGAUGAGUUGCUGAAGAUUGUUGGCAAUCUUCUGUACUAUCGCUACAUGAACCCAGCCAUUGUGGCUCCUGAUGCUUUUGACAUCAUUGAUCUGUCAGCUGGAGGACAGCUGACGACAGACCAGCGGCGCAAUCUUGGCUCCAUUGCAAAGAUGUUGCAGCACGCGGCAUCCAAUAAGAUGUUCCUGGGGGACAACGCACACCUUAGCAUCAUCAAUGAGUAUCUCUCCCAGUCCUAUCAGAAGUUCAGGCGCUUUUUCCAGGCCGCUUGUGAGGUCCCAGAACUGCAAGAUAAGUUUAAUGUUGAUGAGUAUUCUGACUUGGUCACUCUCACAAAGCCAGUGAUUUAUAUUUCCAUUGGAGAAAUCAUCAACACACAUACAUUGCUGCUGGACCAUCAAGAUGCAAUUGCUCCUGAGCAUAAUGACCCCAUUCAUGAACUUCUAGAUGAUCUGGGGGAAGUCCCCACCAUGGAAUCUCUGAUAGGGGAAGGACCUGGCAAUGCAAGUGACUCAAGCAAGGAGAUGCUGGCCAAGACAGAAGUUUCUCUCACCCUGACUAAUAAAUUUGAUGUUCCUGGAGAUGAGAAUGCAGAGAUGGAUGCAAAGACAAUUCUGCUGAACACAAAGCGUUUAAUUGUGGAUGUCAUCCGUUUCCAGCCAGGAGAAACACUGACGGAGAUCCUGGAAACUGCAGCCUCUGCAGAGCAGGAAUCUGAGCAUCAGAGGGUGAUGCAGAGACGAGCUAUUCGGGAUGCCAAAACUCCUGAUAAGAUGAAGAAAUCGAAAGCUGUCAUGGAGGACAGUCAUCUGAGUCUUCAAGAGAAGAAGGACAAGAUCAAGCUGGGGCUGAAGAAGUUGUCAGAGCUGGGCACAGUGAACCCCAAGAACAGAUACCAGGACCUGAUCAAUGAUGUUGCAAAGGACAUCCGGAAUCAGCGACGUUAUCGCCAACGAAGAAAAGCUGAAUUGGUGAAGCUGCAGCAGACCUACAGUGCCCUUAAUUCCAAGGCAGUUUUUUAUGAGGAGCAAGUGGAUUAUUACAAGAGCUAUAUCAAAACCUGCUUGGAUAACUUGGCCAGCAAGGGAAAGGUCUCAAAAAAGCCACGGGAAAUGAAAGGGAAGAAGAGUAAGAAGAUUUCCCUGAAGUACACAGCAGCUCGACUGCAUGAAAAGGGGGUCCUGCUGGAGAUCGAGGAUCUGCAAGCCAGCCAAUUCAAAAAUGUGAUAUUUGAAAUUGGUCCCACAGAAGAAGUUGGAGAUUUUGAAGUAAAAGCAAAGUUCAUGGGUGUUCAGAUGGAGACAUUCAUGCUACAUUAUCAGGAUCUGCUGCAGCUACAGUAUGAAGGUGUGGCCGUCAUGAAGUUGUUUGACAGAGCAAAAGUCAACGUUAAUCUCCUCAUCUUUCUCCUGAACAAGAAGUUUUACGGGAAGUAGCUGCUGUUCCUCAGUUGUCUGUGAAAAGAGCUUUUUGUGCUU